AUGAUGACCAACGCCCAAUCUGUCAGAGGACUCUUGGUGCUUCUUGCCUGCUUAUUAUCAGCAGAUGCCUUUCACUCUGCCGAUGUGAUCAAGCCAGUGACAAGAGGGUAUCAUGCCUCAGAAACAUCCACGGAUACAGCAGCAUCAACAACAGCCACCGCAAGAAGCAGCAAACGAGCGCUGGUGGCGCAGUCAUCUCAGACAGCUCUGGGGUCCGCUUUGCAAGUGACCACUCGCAAGCUUAAGACUGCCACACAGUCUCUUCCAUUCUUCAACUGGAACGAUGCAUUGGAUCAGGUGUUGUUUUUCAUCAAGACGUACUACUGGGUGUUACCUUCCUUUUUGGCUCUCGUCCCUCUCUACACCACCUUUGUCCUGGGAAUUGGAGAUGCUGCCAUGCCACACUGGUGGCCGGUUACCAAGAUGGAUUAUAUUCUGAAAUCUCCUGAUGCAGCCUUAGUCAUUGGCCACUUUCUCGCUUCCAACAUUGCAUACUUCCUCUGUGGUGGCUACUUGGUCAAGAAAUUCCCUUUUGUAAAACCAGAACAACAAGAAACCUCCAAGACAACGACAAUCAACGAGAGCGUGGGAAGGGCCUCGUCCGUACUGGCAGCGACAACCACAGCCGUGGUUGGAUUCAAAGACCGGCUCUUGACUAUGAAAUUGAUUCCCACACAACAAACUUGGUUGGGUUUGUUACUCCUCAGUGCUGGCGUGAUUAGCACCAUUUUCCACACGGAACAGGCGUUGGGAUCCUAUGCUUUGUCCAACAGCCUGUGUUAUCUGGAUCAUGCUGUUGCAGGGACAGCCACCUUUUACUUUUUUCACACUUGUGGCAAGCCAUCCCCUCGAGUGUGGGCACUGGGUGUUACUGGACUGGCAUUCCUGAGUAUCCCACUCCCUGGCUAUGCUUGGCUGCACUCCGCUUGGCAUUAUCUCUCCGCAGCAGCUGCCACCCUAUGGGCAUUGGAAUCGCACUGUCCCACCAUGCAAUCAACUGCCAUGGUGCAAGUCAUUAGUUUGGACAAGGAGGCCGAAGACUAA
Seminavis robusta is the source of this 1044-nucleotide messenger RNA. Lineage: Eukaryota; Bacillariophyta; Bacillariophyceae; Naviculales; Naviculaceae. The record is from the annotation of a GenBank genome assembly.